Molecule: messenger RNA, 2987 nt
Organism: Cryptotermes secundus
Lineage: Eukaryota; Metazoa; Arthropoda; Insecta; Blattodea; Kalotermitidae
Gene: dar1
Product: dendritic arbor reduction protein 1
Exons: 4
Coding region: 83-1297 (404 amino acids)
Biological process (GO): regulation of transcription by RNA polymerase II
Molecular function (GO): DNA-binding transcription factor activity, RNA polymerase II-specific; RNA polymerase II cis-regulatory region sequence-specific DNA binding
Source: RefSeq, a predicted model, not a curated record
UGGCCAGAAGUGGCUGGAGCGAGUCGGUGGCAGCAGGUGCGUGUGUGUGUGAUGCACAGUGUGGUGGGUACGGUGUAGUAGCAUGGAGCUAGGGUCCUGUUGUGUUCUCAGGCCUAACCCGACGGCGAACUUGGAUGAUGAUCAAAUAGUUCCGGAUCAUCCUGGUGAUUGUUCAAGUGGUGGAUGGUCUUCAUCAGGACAAAACUUGGUAGACACUUGGAUACAAAUGCAGACGAGCGAGUUAGACGCCUACCUGUGCAAACAGGAGCUGGAGCGACUCCAGCGCCUUGAGGAGGCAGCGGCAGCUGCAGAAGCUGCUGAGCUAGAGAUCAAACCGCGGCGCGAGUCGGCGUCGCAAAUAGACGAGUUUUUCGAGACGCCGGGCCUGCCGCACCAUCCCCCGCGGCACCACCACCAUCAUCACCACCACCACCACGCCAACAGCAUGAGCUAUGUGUCCAUGCGAACAGUGCCAGGAACCCAGGCAGAGGACGACGUCUUUCUCAAGCCAGCGCUCUGGGAGGACAUCACGUCCAGCAUCCAGAAACUGGACCCGGAGAACGCCGAGAUGCUGGCAUCAGUGAAACAGGAGAUGCCCGAUGAGGUGGCAUCGUGCGGCUCACCCUCCAGCCUACCCCUCAUGAACCCUCCCGUCGUCAAGACCGAGAAGUUACCACCGCCACCCUCGUUACAGCACAUGCACCUCACGCCCCCUUUCAACAGCAGCGCCAACCCCCAGCAACAGUUCCCCCCACAGCACAGCUACAGCAAUGGCAACUUGCCCCACCCUGCCUUCCCCAUGUCAAGGCUCGUGUACCUGCCUCCCCCCACCCCUCCGAUCUCUGAACCCGGGUCUCCGGGCAACAACCUUCCCAGGAGAACGCCGCCACCACCAUACCCCACCCCUAACCAUCACGGCCCAGCCCCGCCUCCUGCGCCGACGUCAGCAUCUCCGACAGUGACGACAGCGCCGGUUGUCCCCAAGUACAACAGAAGGAACAACCCAGAGCUGGAGAAGCGGCGGAUUCACCACUGUGACUUCCUGGGUUGUACGAAGGUGUACACGAAGAGCUCUCAUCUAAAGGCCCACCAGCGAAUACACACGGGAGAGAAGCCGUACAAGUGCCACUGGCCGGAGUGCGAGUGGCGGUUUGCUCGUUCGGACGAGCUGACCCGUCACUACCGGAAACACACAGGAGCCAAGCCUUUCAAGUGUGCCGUCUGCGAGCGAUCCUUCGCGCGGUCUGACCACCUUGCGCUGCACAUGAAGAGGCACCUCCCCAAGGCCCCCAAGUGACCACGGUAACCUAGCAACCGAAGCUUAGAUCCUUCGUUCACGGUUUUUACAUACGAAAUGCUGACCAUGUUUAUUACCCAGUGGCGAUUCGCUUCAGACUACAGGCAAAUGCGCAAGAGGUGCCAUUCCUGCAGGAAAUCUUUCUUGUGAAUGUUUAAUUUACAGCUUUUUUUUUAUACUUAUUUAACAUUCGUUCAGUGCCAUUUAGGACUUCACCCCUGAUAUCUGGCAUCUGAUAUUUUUAACACGACGAUAAUUUAAAUGAAACAUUUCUUUGGGUGCAAUUGACGCGGCUGAAAAUUCAACAGUCUAAGAGGACGGAUUUGUGAAUAGACUCAGUGCAAUCCUACGACAGAAAAAUUCUUUUAUUACUCAAUGAUCGAAGUGCCAAGAUUUCAAGUGCCUUGUGGAACAAAGAAGCCAAAGUGCCAAUAAGAUCGUGCCACGUAACAGGGAUGUGUUCAUAUCGACAUGUUAUGUAGUUUAAAAAGAGAGCUAAACUAGUUUUUUUAUUGGUUGUAUAUUACAAUUUUUAUAUAUUUUUAAGUCAAGAAAUAAGUCACUUUGAUACCAAUUUAUUGUAAUAAUAAUCUAUUAUAUAGAUUUUAAGAUUUAUAUUUAGAUUUUAAGAUUAUAUUUAUAAGAUGCCGCUCACACAGACUAACAGUAAUACAGGGUUGUGGGAACUAUUUUGUAAGGCGUGAAACGUCUUCAGUGUAAUAAUACUACCAUUACUACUUAAAAAAUGCGUAUACCGAAUUUCAGAACUAGGAAUAUUCAUGCAGGUUAUACGAGGUCUGACAGAUAAUUAUUUAGACUGCAUCCAUGUAAAUUGAGAUGCACUAUACACAGAAUUAUAGGUUGAUCUUCAGCACAUGUAAAUUUGGUCCCUCGUGUUCUCCACUUCUGGAAGCGCUUUGGUGCUCAGCUUGUUAUCAGCGACACUUGAGUUAUGUUCACUUGCCACCACAUUAUGAAUUGUUACAUAUUCGACGGUUUCCUCUUUAGGAGCAGGAAAAUAUAGUCGCGGAGAGACGAAGUCCGGUGAACAGGGAGGCAGUUUCACAUGCGGAACGCAACGUUUGGCUGCACUAGCUAAGCUCAAUAGGCAUGCGCGUUGUCGCUGAACGGAUUCCCGCUUCUGGCGGCUCAUCACGACACACUGUACGUUUAGACGUCUCGGAAUUUGUAUUUUAAAUUUGAUUUAACGAAGCUACCCAUAGUAUAUAGAACCAAAUGAUUGUAUUGUAGUGAAUCCUUACCUGAAAGGGAUAUGGAAGGAAGUGUUGUUUGCGUAAUUUCAAGUUAUAUCCCGGCGUUUACCUUGUGGGACUGAAAACUACGAAACAUCUCAGGAUAGUUGGUGCCCGAUGGGUUUUCGAACCAGGAACCUUUACACUACAUGCCAGAAGCGUUACUAAUUCUAAAUUUGUUAGUAGAAAUGCUGGUUAAUAAUGUGGCAUUAUGGAACAUGCUCAUGAGACACAACACUGACCGCCAUUUCGGUUUUCUUGAACCAGUGCAGGAAGGCGAUUUCUGUUGUAGUGACUGCUGCGUAGUUUCUAAGCCAAACAUAUCUCAUCUCUUUGCAAUAUUCCUAUAUCGGUUUUCAUCAGGAUUUGAGGUUCUGACAGCGGUUGUUAUGAAGAAUAUUGUCUUCUAGGAUGUAGUCCAUUGAAAGUCAACCGAC